Molecule: messenger RNA, 2526 nt
Organism: Leptonychotes weddellii (Weddell seal)
Lineage: Eukaryota; Metazoa; Chordata; Mammalia; Carnivora; Phocidae
Source: RefSeq, a predicted model, not a curated record
CCCCCAGGCAGCUUUAAACAACAAAUAUAUUCUCUCAUGGUCCUGGAGGCCAGACUUGCAAAAUCAGUAUCACUGGGCUGAAAUCCAGGUGUGGGCAGGGCUGCACUCCCUCCAGAGGCUUUAGGGGGUGGUCCUUCUUCGCCUCUUCCAGCUCCUGGGGGCCCCCAGCAUUCUGUGGCUUGUGGCUGCGUCACCCCAGUCUCUGCCUCUGUGGUUACAUCACCACCUCUUCUAUCUCUGUCUCAUCUCCUCUUCUCAUAAAGAUUCCAAUCCACUGGAUGAAUGCCUCCCCAAUGACCUCAUCUUAACUAAUUACAUUCGUAAAGACCUGAAUCAGGUCACUCUCAUAGGUUCUCAGGGUCAGGACGUGGACACAUCUUUCUAUCAACAACUUUUUAUCAGCCUUUUGUCUGUGUCAGAAGUCCCUGUGGGGCUGGGUUGAAUCAGGCUCAUCUCCUGCCUCAGACCCAGGCCCCACCUGAGCCAGGGGACAGACACAUCCAUUCAUAGCUGGGAUCCAGGUAGAGAAUGUUGAGAUAAGAGAACGGGCAGGCUGCUAGGAAGGGCUAAACCAUCACUCCCAGGAAACCCAGAGCUGGAUCCAGAGGAGGAAUGUGAGGCAGGGCCAGGCUGAGCAGGGCUGUAUCUGUCUUUGUUUAAAAUCUUGCUAUUUUUGUUCAUCGUGGAUUUUUUUUUUUUUUUUUUGCAUUCAUCUGGAUUUUCUAAAAUAGCGCGUUAAAAUGGCAUUUAUCCCAACGACUAAGUGAGCAGGUUCCUCACUCCACACCCUUUCCCAGCCCUGGAAACAGUGUGCUUGGUAGCUACAGAUUCUCCCCCUCCACCAGCCCAUCCCUGUUAGUCUGUGGAGCCUGGCGUUGGGCGUCACAGGCGCAUUUCUCUGCCUAUGUUUGCGGUGAGGCAGGGCGUGCCAAAGCCAACUGCAGCAUUUCCUUCCUGGGAGGCAGAAAUAGCCAGGUACAACGGGGCUCUUCUUCUGCCCUCGCCCCCCUCCCUGCUCCGUCCUCAUCUCCCAGCCCCUCUCUGUAACAGAGGAACAAGGGCAAGACCCCCCCACCACACACAGCGUCCAGAUACACAACAGAUCUGAGACCAGAAGUCCCCGCAUCCUGGGAUUAUUCCCGGGAGCUGCCCAAAGUGGGCCCAGUUCCCAGUGUUGCCUGUGCCAGAUGUUUGCCUUGACCACGAAGGCCCGGGCCUCAUCCACCAAGGGCUUGCACCCGGAUGCAGAGCGCGUGGUCGCCGCUGUUCCUGCAGCUAAAAGUUCCAGAUUCUCUUCCCAGCUUUCCCCAUGCCACGAGCCAGACCCUGCUGGCCAAGUUCAAACAGCAGCACGAAGACAACAGGUACUUCCUUGGCACCCCCGUCAUGGAGCCGGCGUUCAUCAUUCAGCACUUCGCAGGGAAGGUGAAAUACCAGAUCAAGGACUUCCGGGAAAAGAACAUGGACUACAUGCGGCCCGACAUCGUGGCCCUCCUGCGGGGCAGUGACAGCUCCUAUGUGCGGGAGCUCAUCGGCAUGGAUCCCGUGGCCGUGUUCCGCUGGGCGGUGCUCCGGGCCGCCAUCCGGGCUAUGGCUGUGCUCCGGGAGGCUGGGCGUCUGAGGGCCGAGAGGGCCGAGAAGGCUGCAGCAGGUACGGACAGCCCGGGCGUCCGCGGUCUCCUGGGAGAGCUGCAGAGAGGAACCAGCACCCCAUCAGAAAAACUGUACCGCUGCUCAAUGCUAGAUUUCUCAUUUGACGGCUCUGAGGAGUUCGAUAUUAACGCUUUUGAGGACAUCAUUGCUUUCUAUGAAAGCAAGAACGAUUUGCAUGAUCAAAUCAUCAAGACCAUCAAAGGAUUGCCCUGGCAGGGUGAGGACCCCCGUAGGCUUCUCCAGUCCCUCAGUCGGCUCCAGAAACCCCGCACCUUCAUCCCGAAAAGUAAAGGUAUCAAACAAAAGCAGCUCAUUCCAAAGAACCUGCUGGACUCCAAGUCCCUGAAGCUCAUCAUCAGCAUGACUCUUCACGAUCGCACCACCAAGUCCCUGCUGCACCUCCACAAGAAAAAGAAGCCGCCUAGUAUCAGCGCCCAGUUCCAGGUAGGCAGCCCAAAGAGGCCGGGUGUGGGGGGUGGGCGAACUCAGCCUGAUGCUCUUGUGACCUGGCCAUAGCAAACCCAACAAAUGGUUAUUCUAGUGCUUCCUGCCCUCGGCAUUGUUUGACAUUUGGGGCUGACUCGUCCUCCGUGGCGGAGGCCAUCUGGGGUGUUAUGGGACACAUGGUAGCAUCCUCCGGGGGUGACAACCGAAAAUGUCUCCAGACAUUGCCGCAUGCUCUGGUGGGUGGGGCAAAAUCACCCCUGUUGUGAACCAUUUAGUUAAAAUAAUGUGAGCCCAUGAAGGUGACCACCGAACUGUGUUGUGAGGUCAUGUUUCCCUUUUUUUCCUUGGCUGCCAGGAAGCUCAGAGGUACUUUUUUUAAGGGGUCCAAAAGGCUGCUGCUGACCCGUACUUGCCAUUACCUUUUUU